Molecule: messenger RNA, 1914 nt
Organism: Closterium sp. NIES-67
Lineage: Eukaryota; Viridiplantae; Streptophyta; Zygnematophyceae; Desmidiales; Closteriaceae
Source: the annotation of a GenBank genome assembly
UGCCACUACAGUACUAGUCUAGUCUAGACACUAGUUAUUCGUGCUCUCGCCCGUCGUCAUCCUCCUCUGUCCGUCCUCCUCAUCCGCCCUCCUCGCUCCCUAUUCUCCCGUCCUCCUCUCCUCUCAUCUGACUCGACAGAGCGAUGUAACCGUCUCGCGUCGUCGGAGCCGCCUCUGAUCUUUCCGCCAGUCUCCCGCCUCGUCUCAUUCUGCUUCAUUAGUUUCCACAACGUAAAGCCGUUAGUUGUUACAACGUUACAACAGUGGAACAACUUUACUCAUUUAUCUUGAAGAUAGGAUGACUUUACUACUACGUAUAGCCGCUUCGUUGUAAAUAGCUGUGAGAAUUAACUAGCUGUAACCAUCUACCAGCUGUAAGUUGUAACCAUCUGGAAAUCUCAGUUUCGCGUGGUCGAGCUAGAAGCAACGGACUUCAGGGAACCAAAUUUCUUUCGGGAUUCCCAAGGGUACCGAGAUUUUGUCAGAUUUUCGAAAUCAGACGUUUUGAAAGCAUCAGUCUACUCGACUUGGACACCACCGGGGUAGCUACUAGCACCUGAGCUCAGGUUCCCAGAGUCUCACUUCAGGGUCAGGUUCCCAGGGUCGGAUUCACAAGGUCAGAUUCCCAGGGUCGGAAUACCAGAGUCGGAUUCACAGGGUCGGAUUCACAGGGUCGGAUUCACAGGGUCGGAUUCACAGGGUCCGGUUCCCAGGGUGAGCUUGGGCAGCAGGCAGUAUGGUGUCGGUGCUAACGCGCGUGAAGUACUUUUUGGAGAAGGCUGCAAUGUAUCGCUUCGUGUUCGUUGCUUCUCACUUGAUGCAGCACCCAGGAACAGAUCCGCCUAUCUUUCAACUCGUGGAACGGAUUGCUCGAGUGCUGAUCGAUCGCCGCUUGUUCGUAACUUCAAUGAAACCGACUGCGGCCGGAGGUGAAUCCCUGAAGCCGAUUAUAAGGGGUACAAAGGACGAGUGGGUGCUCUGCCGGUAUAUGCUGCCUCCUGGCUUGCACGACAUUUCAGUUGGCGAUGUCGUGGCGAUGAGAUUUGACCCUUCAAAAGUUACUACUCGUUCCGAUGCAAAUCCAGUCAAUACUGAGGCGACAACAGAGGCAGCAGCCAGGGAAGAACCACCAAUCGGGACAGCUGCUCGACCAAAGCCUGCUCUUUCGUUUAAAGCGAACAAUCCCAAGAAGGCAAGGAGAAGGGAAAGGGCGGCGCAGGCAAAGGCUGCUAUUCCUGCCUCUGGCUCUGCCAAUCUAGAGGCAGCAGCAGCAGCAGCAGCAGCAGCUGGUUUGGACCAUGAGGGUUCGACUCCUGGUGAGGCGGAAUCAGCAGACAAGCCCCUCCCAAUUGCCUUUCGGCGAGUGGCAGCCGUUGCUGGAGACGAGAUGGUGUCAUCUCAGCCGUCGGAUGAGCCGUUUCGGAUCGAGAAGGAUCAUUUCUGGCUGCUUGCUGACGACCCUGCUGUUCCUGCAAAGGAGGCUAUAGACAGUCGCACCCUUGGCCCUGUGCGCUUAGAUUACAUUUCAGGGCGGGCACUGUAUGUGGUGCGCUCAGCGGUGGAUCAUGAGCCCAUACAGAACAGUCCACUGGCCAUGCGCGACGAUGCAGCAGUUAUGGCGAUGGAAUGCAACAUUGAAGAUCUUCUGAAGAGAAUAAAAAGUGAGCUUAUCAUCAAAUCCCAGUAAUUUGACUUUGUGUAUUUGUUGGAUUGUGUAUAAAUGUAUGUCCUAUUGGUGAUGACUGCAUCGCGUGGGAUCAUUAACUUGCACCACAUCCCUGAUAAAAUAGCUGCAGAUGCAGAAAUAAUCAGGGAGAGUUGGAGCCGUUGGAUGUUAUGUAUGUAGGUAAUAAUUGCACGUUGUUUUUUGUUAUGAGCUAGAAAACCAGAAGGCUUUAGCAACUGAGGCAGAAC